Messenger RNA from Cordyceps fumosorosea ARSEF 2679, 963 nucleotides. Its product is annotated as Protein kinase-like domain protein. The record is from RefSeq and is a predicted model, not a curated record. The coding region runs from base 1 to 963 and encodes 320 amino acids. The transcript is spliced from 2 exons. Lineage: Eukaryota; Fungi; Ascomycota; Sordariomycetes; Hypocreales; Cordycipitaceae.
AUGAAAACCAUGGAACAGCUGCAAGAGAUCGCCGACUCUCUAACUCUGCAAGAGAUGAGGAACUUGAAGGAGGAAGCUGGUUACUACCGUUCCGGCUUCCCGUACCCGCUCGACUCCGAGUCUCCGUGGUUCUACAUCAAGUAUGGCAAGCACUCGUCGGCGUUGACAAGAAUGGAGGCCGAAACACGAGAAUUUACUUACAACGCCCUGCAAGAAAUAUCCCUGUCAGCUGUCAACAAGGAUAGCCUCCCCUGCGUCCCUAAGAUAUUCCGCGUGAUUUGGCCAGAUUUUGUCGUCAUGGAAUAUAGGGAAGGACGAACACUCCAAAAACUCGCAGAGACAUUGCCUUGGGAGGAACAGCUUUCGUACAUCCGACGCAUUGCAAAAGCCAUCGACAUCCUUCUGAGCAUUCCCAUACCAGCCGAUGCGACCCCCGGACCUUACGGAGGGGGCCUUAUCCUGCACCCCCUCUUCAAGGAUGCGGAGGCGCCGAAGCUGUUCAAGGACGUCGCUUCUCUGCGAGCGCAUGUGAAUUAUAUGAGCGGCAUGCCUCAAAACCACCCGCCCCCCUCGGGUGCCCCACCACGGCCACAAUGUGCCCUCGACAGCAGGCUCUAUCUAGUCUGGGGGGACUUUAACCCUGGCAACUUCAUCUUUGAUGCGAAUGGGUUUCUUUGUUUGAUCGACUUUGAAAACGUCAAUCUUUUGCCGCUUUGCUUCCAGACAUACGCACUGCACUACGGAUUCCCAAUCUCAACGCAAUAUGGGUGGGCUGUGUCCGACGCGAUGGAGACGGCACUGCCCACCCACAAUAUGGAAACGUUCAUCAGAGCACAUACUUGGUUCGUCAGAUGUGCUGCUUGGAUGGGAGUACCAGAAGAAGAGAGGUACCGCAAGGUCCAUAAAUACAUUGUCCCUGACGACAUCAAAAGAGCUGGCUCGAAGCUGCACCAGCCGCCGUGA